AAUUCCUAUUUAUUAAGAACCGCAAUUAAAAUUUUAAACAGUCGGUUAAAAGGUUUUAUCCCAAGCAUUCGAUCUUCGAGGGAUAUGAGAAAUUGUACAUUUCAUCAUACCGUUAAUUUUGACAGUUUGCAGCCGUUAGGGUUAAAUUUCCGUGUUGACACAUCGGGAAUCUUUAAGUCAACUUGUUGGAUUAGCGUUUCAACGUCAUGGGUGUGAAUUGGAAGAUGAUUAAGGACCUCGGUCCUCAGAUAUUAGCUACCACACUUGGUACACUGAUCGCUGUUUCCGAUGGCAUGGCUUACGGUUGGACGUCACCAAUGAUACCUUAUUUCGAGAGUAACAAAAGCCACAUUGCUAUAACAGAAGCCGAUGCAGAAUGGUUUGAAAAUAUAAAUUUGAUAGGCGCGAUAUCAGGAUUACCUUUCACUAUAUUUGCUGUGGAUUACUUUGGAAGAAAGCCCUCAUUGUUACUAUCUGCAGUUACUGGCUGCAUUUGCUGGCUUGUACUGCUCUUAACAACAAAUGUAAAGGUUAUAUACGUCGCCAGAUUCUUCUUCGGCAUGGCUGGCGACAUGUGUGGAGUUGCCGCUCCAAUGUACGUAGCCGAAAUAGCUGACCAUAACAUCAGGGGCUUUCUAGCCUCACUUAUUUAUUUGCAAAUGCUGAUUGGAAUCUUAUUGGUGUACUGCACUGGUGCCUUGGCACCAUAUUUCGUCACAUCCGUUGUAGGAAUAAUCAUAACCGCGUCACAGUGUGUAACAUUCCCCUUCAUGCCAGAAUCUCCUUAUUAUUACGUGACUAGAAACCGACAUAAAGACGCGAGAAAAGCUUUAAAGCGAAUCAGAUCUGACAAAGAAAGUAUAGAUAAGGAAAUUGAGGAGAUCGAAGAAGAAAUAGCGAGAGAGAAACUAGAAAAAGGCAGACCUCAGGACUUAGUUUUAGUUCCCAGUAAUAGACUGGCGAUGAUAAUAAUGCUGGUACUAAACGGUGGCCAACACUUCGUUGGUAUUAGCGUGAUGAUGAUGAACGUUCAAAAGAUCUUGACUGAAGCUGGAUCAGUAUACAUGGACUCGACCACGUCAGCUAUACUAUUUGCAGUGAUGAUGUUGGCUAGUUGCUCGGUAGCCUCAGUUUUUAUCGAUAGAUUCGGAAGAAAAAUUUUAUUAAUAUUAUCAGGCGUCCUAACAGGCAUUGCGUUAUUAGCAAUAUCAAUCUAUUUCCAUCUAAAAUACUUGAACUAUAACGUGCUUCCUAUAAGUUGGUUACCAGCAGCCUGCGUUAUGAUAUACGCAGCUUCAUUUAAAGUGGGUUUAGGUCUAGUACCUAUUGUCAUUACAGCGGAAAUAUUCCCCACAAAUGUCAAAGCAAUGGGAAUGACAUUGGCAGAUGUAAUUUAUGUGGUAGCUGCGUCAGCAUCAAUCAAUUUGUAUAAUCUUUUAUAUAACAGCUUCGGUAUACACGUGCCUUUUUACGUGUUUAGUGCAGUCAGUUUUUUGAUUGCUGUAUAUACGUAUUUUUGGAUACCGGAAACAAAAGGGAAGACUUUGGAUGAAAUUCAGUUCUUAUUGAAAAGAAAAACGCACAUGACCGAGAAAGAAAAAAACAUACCGAUCGAUGUUAUUACAUGAAACACUUGAAUUGAAUGAUAAAAUAUUUUUAAUGUAAAAAGAAAAGAAUAAGGAAUAAUUAAGUUUAUCUUUAAAUUUUUUUUAAUAUCGAAAAUGUACAGCGUGUUUCAAAACAAAUACGAAAAACUCAACAAGGAUAAAAAAUAAAAGUAUUAUUUUCCCGACAUAUUUGUUCCGCAAUAACUUCUUAAGAGUUGCCUUUGUUCCAAUGUUUAUACAGGGUGAGUUUAAUGCAAAUAUUUUUAGUAGUAUAUUUCGACCCCUGAAAUACAUCCAUGACGUUUUUUUCUCGAAAAAAAAUGAGUAUUUCAAAUUUUUAGAUAGAAAAAUUGAAAUUAUAUAAAGAAAAAUUAAAAAAAAUAAUUUUCUUAUCACCAUUGAUCACCGUACUAUCAAAUUUUGUUUUUUUUUACUUUUUAGCUAUAAAACAUGUCAUGAUAUGACAACAUAGGUUGCAAAUUCAAUCCAGAAGAACAAAGCCCCAGAAAUGUCUAGUGCUUCUCAAAAUUUAAGUAAAAUAUUAGAUUUUUUCCAAAUUUCAAAAUAAAAUAAUUUGGUUAUUUUCAACUUAUUUGAAAAACGGCAAAGGGAAAAUAUGUUUUUCUUAUCCAUAUCUACCGGUUCUGAAAAUAUUUGCACUUAUUUAAGGCUGACUAACUAAUUAUUUCCAAUGUGAAUAUUUAACUAACUUAUUUUUUACCAACUGUCACCCUUUAAUGUUUUUAGCAUUUGUUUGUUUAAUAAUAAAUUUAAAUUAACUGUUUUAAUAUAAAUGAAAAAAUUUGGUAUAUACAAGGUGAGUCGUAAAUAAGUGUAAAUAUUAUUAGGAGUGGUAUAUUUCGAAACCAGAAAACAUAUGAGGAUUUUUCUUGCGAAUUUUUUUUAGUAGUAGAUUAAAUUUUCAAGAAAGAAAAUCCAGAAAACAUCCACGGUUCGCAAAAUAUAAGAGAAAAAUCUAUUUUUUGGAAAUUUUCAAAAUAAAAUAUCUGGGUUAUUUUGGAUUUAUUUGAGCCCUGAAAAUAUUUGCACUUAUUUUAUUUAAGACUCACCUUGUAUACAUGUAAUAAAAAAUAAUAGUAUGUAGUUUACUUAAAUGUAUACAUAUUUUUUUAUUUAUUUUUUAUAAUGCAAGUAUUAUUACGUUUAAUUUCUAAGCUAAAAUUAAAAAUUAUGUUUUGAAAUAUAUCACCCAAACUUUUUAUCUUUGAAUGAAAUAUGGCAUUUCGAUUAACAAUUUUAUUUUACAUAUUUUAUAUUUAAGGAUUUGACAUAUAUACAUUGAUCUAAAUAGACUGAAUUUUACAAGCUGUAUUGUAGUUCCAUAAGUAGCACUUAUUUGAUGGUAUUAGUAGGAUUUUAAAAGGUUUGCAAACGUAUAAAAAAUAACGAUUUUGUUCCAAAAUUUCUCUCUUUGUCACACAUCAGAAGCGAUGAAAACAAGUCUGACCCAUAUAUUUAUUACAAAAUAUCUUUUGUUUAAAAAAGAUACCAUGUCUCGUUAUUUUUAAAAUAAUUUUAUUCUUGUAAUUAUUUAAAUAACACAUUUUAAUAUUUGCAGCUAAUAAAAUAUUGAGAUAAACCCUAA
This is a messenger RNA of Sitophilus oryzae (rice weevil), 3213 nucleotides long. Its product is annotated as facilitated trehalose transporter Tret1-like. The transcript has 2 exons. Gene Ontology annotation, molecular function: transmembrane transporter activity. NCBI's taxonomy places the organism in Eukaryota, Metazoa, Arthropoda, Insecta, Coleoptera, Curculionidae. Gene Ontology annotation, biological process: transmembrane transport. The coding region runs from base 207 to 1628 and encodes 473 amino acids. The record is from RefSeq and is a predicted model, not a curated record. Gene Ontology annotation, cellular component: membrane.